ACAGAGCCAGCAGCCUGUGCCUCCCUCCCUGCUGGGUCCUGCGUGGGGCAGGAGGAGCCGCCUGCACCCGGUGCUGCUCUCUCCUCAGGACUAAUGAGAGGGAAGCAGAGCGGGUGACCAUAGACACCACGUAUGCACAUGAGAGGAGUGAAGAAAGCCAGCAGGGAAGAUGAAAAGCAACUGGAAAAUUACAGCUUUCUUCUACACCUGUAGUUUUCUGUGGUCUUUCAUCUCAGCCACCAUCCAGCAACAAUCAAGACUCCCAGUCAUUCUGGGUGCCAGUCAGAGAAUUGAUCUCUGCCCAACAAUCAGGAUUGGCCAAGAUGACUUACCAGGCUUUGACCUGAUUUCUCAGUUCCAAAUAGAAAAAGCUGCUUCCCAAGGAAUAGUCCAGAGAGUAGUGGGCUCCACUCCUCUACAAGUGGCUUAUAAAUUGGGACCCAAUGCAGACUUCAGGAUCCCAACCAGUGCCAUAUAUUCCAAUGGAUUGCCCGAUGAAUAUUCCUUCCUAACUACUUUUCGGAUGACUGGAGCCACACUUCAGAAAUAUUGGACUAUUUGGCAGAUUCAGGAUUCUUCAGGAAAAGAACAAGUUGGAGUGAAUCUGAAUGGUCAAGUGAAAAGUGUUGAGUUUUCCUAUAAAGGAGCGGAUGGAAGGCUCCAAACCGCAUCAUUUUUGCAUCUGCCUUUCUUGUUUGACUCCCAAUGGCACAAGCUUAUGAUAAGUGUGGAAGCAAGCAGUGUCACUCUUUUUAUUGACUGUAUUAAAGUAGAAUCCUUAAACAUAAAACCAAAAGCGAAAAUCAGCACUGAUGGCUUCGCUGUGCUUGGAAAACUUAAAAAUAAUCCUCAAAUUUCAGUUCCGUUCGAAAUCCAGUGGAUGGUGAUUCACUGCGACCCCCUGCGACCCCUCCGCGAAAGCUGCGGCGAGCUGCCGGCCCGGAUAAGCCAGACGGUAAUCGAGAGAGGUCUCCCUGGUCCACCAGGCCCCCCAGGUCCACCAGGGCCACCAGGAGUUCCCGGCAUUGAUGGCAUUGAUGGAGAGAGAGGUCCGAACGGCCCCCCUGGUCCACCGGGUCCAGAUGGGGAUGCAGGCAAACCCGGAUCCCCUGGCCUGCCUGGAGAGCCGGGAGCUGAUGGAUUCACAGGACCUGAUGGGUCACGUGGAGCCACGGGACCAAAAGGACAGAAGGGUGAGCCAGGACCGCCAGGUGCUCGUGGACUUCCGGGCAAGGGGCUUCUUGGACCAGCUGGUCCAGCUGGUGCUGCAGGACUUCCUGGGGAAGUAGGUCGUGCUGGUCCACCUGGAGAUCCAGGAAAAAGAGGGCCACCAGGGCCACCAGGACCACCAGGUCCUCGGGGAACAAUUGGCUUGCAAGAUGGCGACCCAUUGUGUCCCAAUGCUUGCCCACCUGGCCGCCCAGGACAUGCUGGCUUAAUGGGAAUGAAGGGACAGAAAGGCUCAAAAGGAGAGUCUGGUGAACCAGGAAAACAAGGUUAUAAGGGUGAAGAAGGAGACCAAGGACCUAGUGGUGAAGUGGGAGCUCAAGGCCCUCCAGGCAUCGUGGGUAUCAGAGGUAUAACUGGUAUAAUGGGACCUAAAGGUACCAAAGGAGCUCGUGGACUUGAUGGUGAUCCUGGUCCCCAGGGUCUUCCUGGUGCACCUGGGGAUCAAGGACAGAGAGGUCCACUGGGAGAGGCAGGUCCAAAGGGAGAAAGGGGCCCUCAAGGUACAAGAGGAAUAAAUGGUCUCCCUGGGCCUAAAGGAGAGUCUGGCUUACCAGGAGUUGAUGGCCGGGAAGGGAUCCCUGGGAUGCCUGGAGCAAAAGGUGAACCAGGAAAACCCGGAGCUCCAGGUGAUGCAGGGCUUCAGGGACUGCCAGGUUUACCAGGCUCUCCAGGUGUGAAAGGCAUUCCUNUCCAACAGGGCCAUAGAGGUCCCCCUGGGGUGCCAGGUUUGAUGGGAAAUUCUGGCAAACAGGGUCAACAAGGGCCAGAGGGAGAAGCAGGUCCAACAGGACCCCGGGGACCACCA
This is a messenger RNA of Mesitornis unicolor (brown roatelo), 2035 nucleotides long. RefSeq names its product collagen, type IX, alpha 1 (gene COL9A1). The annotation marks the transcript as partial. The transcript has 28 exons. NCBI's taxonomy places the organism in Eukaryota, Metazoa, Chordata, Aves, Mesitornithiformes, Mesitornithidae. The record is from RefSeq and is a predicted model, not a curated record.